CUUGAUAACUACUACUCUUAUCGCUCGCACACUCUCACUCCUUAAACUCGAGCGCUCACAUAGGACACUCUAGCUUGAGGCUUGUGUGUGCGCUUGUGGUCCGCUGAAUUGUCCAUUAGCAUCGCCUAAAUCGGGUCUAAGGAACACAAAAACAGAGGGACAUGGGGUCGGCGGAGUAUCAGCCAUUGUUGCUCGGGCUCGACUCUCACAGCCGGAUACCGGACCUGUCGUCGGUGGCGAUCGAGGAGUUCCUCGAGCACCGCCCCGUCGCGCUCCGGUGGUGGCCGCGCCUCGUGGCAUGGGAGUCGAGGCUGCUAUGGCUGCUCUCGGGCUCGUCCAUUGUGACGUCCAUCUUCAACUACAUGCUCAGCUUUGUGACCCUCAUGUUCACUGGGCACUUGGGUGCGCUGGAGCUUGCGGGGGCUUCCAUUGCCAGCGUGGGCAUUCAAGGCCUUGCCUACGGGAUCAUGUUGGGAAUGGCUAGUGCCGUGCAAACCGUCUGUGGCCAAGCCUAUGGUGCGAAGAAGUACGCCUCGAUGGGCAUCAUUUGCCAAAGAGCCAUAGUCCUGCACAUCGGAGCGGCUUUCCUGCUCACAUUCUUGUACUGGUUCUCUGGUGCGGCACUCACAGCUAUUGGCCAAUCGGAGAGCAUCGCCGAGCAAGGCCAGAUUUUCGCGAGGGGCCUAAUCCUCCAGCUGUAUGCGUUCGCAAUCGCGUGUCCAAUGCAGAGGUUCCUCCAGGCACAGAACAUAGUAAACCCUCUGGCUUACAUGUCUGUUGGGGUAUUCCUCUUGCACAUCCUUCUCACAUGGAUUGUUGUCUAUGUGUUGGACUACGGCCUCCUGGGGGCAGCUCUGACCUUGAGCUUCUCCUGGUGGCUCCUCGUCAUUGUAAACGGGCUUUACAUCAUCCUGAGCCCUUCUUGUAAAGAGACCUGGACCGGCCUGUCAAUGAAAGCAUUCCAGGGAAUCUGGCCUUACUUCAAGCUCACUGUGGCUUCUGCCAUCAUGCUUUGCUUGGAAAUAUGGUACUUCCAAGGUCUUGUGCUCAUUUCAGGUCUCCUCCCUGAUCCCACCGUAUCAUUGGACUCCAUAUCCAUUUGUAUGAACUACUUGAACUGGGACAUGCAAUUUAUGCUAGGGCUAGCUGCAGCCGCCAGUGUCCGUGUAAGCAAUGAGCUUGGGGCAGGUCAUCCUAGUGUGGCAAAGUUUUCGGUCUUGGUGGUGACUGGAACCAGCAUUCUCAUUAGUAUAGUGUUCUCAGCAAUUGUCCUGAUAUUCAAGGUAGGAUUGAGCAAACUCUUCACGAGCGAUACUGAAGUUAUCGAAGCAGUUUCUGCGAUAACUCCUCUGUUGGCCAUCUCUGUUUUCCUCAAUGGAAUUCAGCCCAUACUCUCAGGUGUGGCAAUUGGAAGCGGGUGGCAAGCCGUGGUGGCCUACAUCAAUCUAGCCACUUACUAUAUAAUUGGUCUCCCCAUCGGAUGCGUUCUUGGUUUCAAAACUAGCUUAGGAGCGGCGGGUAUCUGGUGGGGAAUGAUUGUUGGGGUUCUUCUACAAACAGCAGCCCUCAUCAUAUUGACUGCUAGAACAAAUUGGACUGCUGAGGUCGAAAAGGCUGCUACUCGCUUGAAGAGUUCGGCGAAUGUGGAGACAUUAGACCUGGUUGAUGAUGUAUAACGGUUGCUUAUUUAAUCUCCAUUCGGUUUCCAGCAUUUAGAUUGCAGGUCCUGCAUUUUUCUCACAAUGUGAGAGAAUAGAUAGGUGAAAUAUCUUGAUAGGCUUUUCUUUAUCAUUUUUCUCUUAUCGUGUAUAUAUGAGCCCAGAUUUUGAAGAGGGAAGGGAACCAUUUUCUUGUAACCGGCAACGUCUGUGAUAAAGAGCCUUCACAUAUUUCAAUCA
Syzygium oleosum is the source of this 1898-nucleotide messenger RNA. Its product is annotated as protein DETOXIFICATION 41-like. The transcript is spliced from 8 exons. Lineage: Eukaryota; Viridiplantae; Streptophyta; Magnoliopsida; Myrtales; Myrtaceae. Gene Ontology annotation, molecular function: xenobiotic transmembrane transporter activity; antiporter activity. The record is from RefSeq and is a predicted model, not a curated record. Gene Ontology annotation, cellular component: vacuolar membrane. The coding region runs from base 162 to 1676 and encodes 504 amino acids. Gene Ontology annotation, biological process: xenobiotic detoxification by transmembrane export across the plasma membrane.